CGGCGGGCGGAGCGGGGCGCGGCCGCCGGGCGCCGCCGGGGGGAUGCGGCUGCCUCCCCGGGCCGGGGUGUAGAGGGCGGGUCCCGGCCUCGGGAGCGCGGCGGUGGAGGGGACGGAGGCGGCGGCCAUGGCGACCCCCGGCAACCUGGGGUCCUCUGUGCUGGCGAGCAAGACCAAGACCAAGAAGAAGCACUUCGUAGCGCAGAAAGUGAAGCUGUUUCGGGCCAGCGACCCGCUGCUCAGCGUCCUGAUGUGGGGGGUAAACCACUCGAUCAAUGAACUGAGCCAUGUUCAAAUCCCUGUUAUGUUGAUGCCAGAUGACUUCAAAGCCUAUUCAAAAAUUAAGGUGGAUAAUCACCUUUUUAACAAAGAAAACAUGCCGAGCCACUUCAAGUUCAAGGAAUACUGCCCGAUGGUUUUCCGUAAUCUGCGGGAGAGGUUCGGAAUCGAUGAUCAAGAUUUCCAGAAUUCUCUGACCAGGAGCGCGCCCCUUCCCAAUGACUCCCAGGCUCGCAGCGGAGCACGUUUUCACACCUCCUACGACAAAAGAUACGUCAUCAAGACCAUUACCAGCGAAGACGUGGCCGAAAUGCACAACAUCCUGAAGAAAUACCACCAGUACAUAGUGGAAUGUCAUGGGGUCACCCUUCUUCCCCAAUUCUUGGGCAUGUACCGGCUUAAUGUCGACGGAGUUGAAAUAUAUGUGAUUGUUACAAGAAAUGUGUUCAGCCACCGUUUAUCUGUAUAUAGGAAAUAUGACUUAAAGGGCUCUACAGUGGCUAGAGAAGCUAGUGACAAAGAAAAGGCCAAAGAACUGCCAACUUUAAAGGAUAAUGACUUCAUUAAUAAGGGCCAAAAGAUUUAUAUUGAUGAUAACAACAAAAAGGUGUUCUUGGAAAAGCUCAAAAAGGAUGUUGAGUUUCUUGCCCAGCUAAAGCUCAUGGACUACAGCCUGCUGGUGGGGAUCCACGACGUGGAGCGGGCCGAGCAGGAGGAGGUGGAGUGCGAGGACAACGAGGGGGAGGAGGAGGGGGAGAGCGACGGCGCCCACCCGGUCGGGACCCCUCCGGACAGCCCCGGGAACACGCUGAACAGCUCGCCGCCCCUGGCUCCCGGGGAGUUCGACCCCAACAUCGACGUCUACGGAAUCAAGUGCCAUGAAAACUCUCCCAGGAAGGAGGUGUACUUCAUGGCCAUUAUUGACAUCCUUACUCAUUAUGAUGCAAAAAAGAAAGCUGCCCACGCUGCAAAAACUGUUAAACAUGGCGCCGGUGCGGAGAUCUCGACCGUGAACCCAGAGCAGUAUUCAAAGCGCUUUUUGGACUUUAUCGGCCACAUCUUGACGUAACCUCCCGCGUAGCCUCGGACGGAUGUGAGCAUGGGACGGACAGAGGUGGCUUCGGUGUAGGAAAAACAAAAACCAAACUCAGUGAAGCACUCAUGUUGCAGGACGCAAACUUCCUUGUUUACAUCUGCAGGCCAAGAUGACGGGUCUGGGGGCUACUCGCUUUACAGCUACCCGAUACUUCCCAGCAUCGUUCUAGCUAUUUCUGACUGUGUGUGUGUGUGUGCGCGCACGCGUGUGUGUGCAUCUUAAAGUAAUUAAAACCGAUCAGCUUCGGUCAGAAUGCGUUACAACAAAAACCCUCUGAUUCCAGCUGUGGCUGAAUGGAUGAGACGAAUGAUGGAAUGAAUGAAUGAAUGAAUGAAUGAAUGCACCAUUUGUGUGGGGAGGGAGAGAAGGAAAUGCGUGUCAGAGCAACACUGUUGGCAUCACGGAUAAACUGUGGAUCAGUUUAUUUUUUUGAGUUGGAAAGAUGUGUGAGACAGUAUUCAUAAUAAUAAUGAAGAUAAUAACAUGAUGAUGAUAAUAAUGAUGAUGAUUAAAAGAAAACUGCGAAUGUUACACUUCCACCCUCGCGCAGACACUCCUUAACAGUUGUAACCCGAGCCCCGGCACUGGACGGAAGAAUGCUGGCGUCUCCGCAUGUACUGGCUCAGGGCUCUGCCCCUGACAGUGUCCCUUCCUCCACCAAGAAGCUGAUGUCCCAGUGACUCUGUCUAUUCAUCCUCACCUCAGUACAUACGUCCGGGAAAACUGCUUACUUCUCUUUUCUUGCCCGGAGCCUCUUCAUCGUUACACCCUUAAGUUGCAGUAUAGGAAUUAAUGCUACAAAGUCAAAAUAACGCUUACCUGAAAAGCGCAUAGUUUGGGGCAAUGGUAUCUGCAUCUCCCACCAAGGGGGGGGGGGGGAUGAGCAAAGUGUUCAAACUCUCAAUUCUCCUGUUACCGAACUCAGAUCUGAAUUAUAAGAUGUUUAUGUUCGACCAUCGUUAACGGUGGGAUUUUGUUAUGAAUUAUCCCUUUAACUGAAACCCUCAGUUUUACUGUUUACAUUAUUAGGAAAACAGGGAUAUUUUUGAAUCUAAAAAUCUAAUGUACAGCAUGUGAUUUUUGAAGUUUACAUGUAAAGUCAUUUUACAAUGUAGGUGAAACAAUGUUUGUCAUAUUUUGAGAUGUACACUGCAGUCAUGUUUUUGAGUGAAUGUUUUAGUCAAAGUACAUGGUAGACAGUCUUUUACAAUAAAAGGAAAAGGAUUGUUUUGUUUCCUCCAGAUGUACAUUUAUCGACCUAAUGAUUUUUUAAAAAGAGAUUUAAACCCAAAUCUGGUUAUGUAAGUUCAUUGCCCUAAACUGUGCUGAUUGUUUUUAAUCAAAGUAUAGAUUUCCAACCUAGAUCAUGUAUCUACCAACUUUCCCGCAUUUUCCAAAAGGCGUCAAGCUAAACUAUUAGACUUGCUUAGAGUAGGUUUAUCAACUUAUAUGCUGUGCAAAAGCUGUGCCUUUGAAAUUCUUUAAGAUGUGAGAUGAUUUUUGUAAGCAGUUUCAGAAAAGGGAAAAAAAAAAAUCCACCCUUUAAUUAUUACUUACAGCUCAACAAAUCCCCCUGCCAUACUGCCUUUUCCAGAAACUUCACUUCAGGCUGUCCAGAUUGCAGUUGUGCCCAGUGUAUGUGGACUUACUCACAGAAUCUUUGGGAGCCAGCAGCAACACCAUCCCUCCUAUCUACUGACUUUCCCGUAGAUUUGUUAUCCUCAACCGGUGAUGUUCCCACCACUGUAACAUAAUUGUACAAAUUCAUAUUUUAUGUAUUUAAAUUAAUGGAUACUGUGAUUUGGUUCCUGCCCCUCCCCCUCCACCAUUAAUCCUGGCAUCGAAUCAGUUUUAGUGUCCUGAAGUUCUGUGGUUUCUUUGACCCAAGACUACAAACAUAAGACCCUGAUAUAAGGAUAAGGUACACAUACAUUAUUUGAGUAACUGUUUCCUUUGUGGCCAAUUCGUAUAUGCUUUUAGAAGUUUACAAAAUGCUUUUAUUUUUGUCUGUAACAGUCUCUGUCAUCUGUUUCUGUUGAUAAACUAUUUGGACAGAAUGAGGAAGUUUGCCUUGUAUCUCCCAGUGCUAACAAUACACUCCAGUCAUGAGCCGGGCUUUACGAAAUAAAGCACUUUGAUGACUCACAA
Messenger RNA from Microcebus murinus (gray mouse lemur), 3523 nucleotides. It is a transcript of the gene PIP4K2A, whose product is annotated as phosphatidylinositol-5-phosphate 4-kinase type 2 alpha. Gene Ontology annotation, biological process: phosphatidylinositol phosphate biosynthetic process. The record is from RefSeq and is a predicted model, not a curated record. Gene Ontology annotation, cellular component: plasma membrane. Lineage: Eukaryota; Metazoa; Chordata; Mammalia; Primates; Cheirogaleidae. Gene Ontology annotation, molecular function: 1-phosphatidylinositol-4-phosphate 5-kinase activity; 1-phosphatidylinositol-5-phosphate 4-kinase activity.